Messenger RNA from Linnemannia hyalina, 2253 nucleotides. The record is from the annotation of a GenBank genome assembly. NCBI's taxonomy places the organism in Eukaryota, Fungi, Mortierellomycota, Mortierellomycetes, Mortierellales, Mortierellaceae.
AUGUUAACCUGCCUGAAGGCCACUAUUCAUAUACCCGUCUCUGCUGCCGCAACAGCAACAACCACCUCCGCACCCCUUCUUCCUAUCUCUAUCCCCGCUCCUAAAAAGCUUUCCAAAAAGACCCUUAAAGCCAGCAAACUAAAGCUCAAGUACAAGGCUAAAGCCAGCAUUUCUACCGAUCCCCUUCCUUUUACCAAGCCUCCGCCGCCGCAGCCGCAGCCAUCCCAGCACUCUUUGGACGAAUUUAUUUCUGCUGUCAAGAAACCUAAAAAGAGCGCAUUGUCAAAAGAGACUAUUGUCACUGUCAAAAAGUCCAGGGAUCCCACCCCUCUACCCACCUCCAAGCAAUCCAAAGUGAAGAACAGCAAGGUCUCCAAGAGUGCAGCCACUGCACCGCAACAAGCCCAGGAGGGUUUGUCAUCGUCAUCGACAGCACCAGGCUUUCAAACAAGGACAGCAUUCAAGCGCGACCAAAAGAAGAAACACAGGAUACAACCGCACAAGAAAGAACGGGCGCCGUCUUUUCACAAAAAAUUUACUUCAACACCACCCGGAUUCGAUGACGGAACCACAAUGAGCGCCAACGAGACCAUGUCGGAUCAGGUUCAGAUCCUGUGCGAGGCCUUUGCCGAGGCCAACAUCCGCCGUGUCCGUCAAUACCCACCCGUCUUCUUGAUCGGUACAUAUGAGCAUGCCGAGCUGGCCAUGCAGAUCUUUACGGAAUACUACGAACUCACCACCCAGGGACUCGGACACGUUGGAUUCGAUACCGAGACUGAAUGUCAUUGGGACAACCCGGCGGCACAGAGAGACGAGGUCUCGAUCAUCCAGAUGGCAUCUCAGGAUAUUUGCCUGCUCUUCCAGAUCAACCGCAUUGUCAAUGUUGCACGGUGCCCCUUCCCAUCCCGUCUCAAGGCAUUCCUGGAGGACCCUACUCAUCUCAAGCUAGGAGUUGGUGCCAAACGGGAUGCUAAGGAUCUGGACCGAAUUUUUAACAUCGACUGCGAUGGAGUUGUUGAUCUGGAAGUCAUGGCAUUGGAGAAGAAAGUUCUUGAGCGGUCACUUCAGGAUUUGGACGAAAAGUACGGUCGGCCGGGACGAGAGGUCCUUAAGACUCAUGCGAUGCUUCGAUGGAAAUGGAACGCCGUGGAGUUGCAACCCCAGUGGGUGUGGUAUGCUGCCAAGGAUGCCUUUGCUGGAAUUGCUAUCUAUGAGAACAUGAUGGCCGAUCGGGUCAAGGAUACCUUCAAGCCCUAUGAGGAAAGAUUCCCUAUGACCGACAAGGAGCUGAAAAGGGACAUCAUGACCUUCCUCGAGCGUGCCAUGGGUGGCAAAGGCAGGCAAACAACGUUGGGAGCGGUGGAGACGACGUUGCAAAAGGGCUAUGGUCGAUUCCAAAAAAUGUACCAACCUAAGGAGAGAAACGCUCAGGUCAAGGAGUUGGUUCGUCAACUGAUCACGGAUAAUCGUUUGACUCGAGUGGCCCAGACACCCUUAACCGCCGCCAACAAGGACGACGUUCUCAUUAUCACAGGCGAGCGACUGGAACGCGUGCUCAGGACUCAGGAAGCGAUCGAUGUUCUCCGGCCGUACUUCAACAACUCGCCUGUUUAUAUUCACAGCCUCAGCACCAAGGGUAUCACUCUCCCUAGGACUCUGGAUAACUCUGCUGGUUCUGCUGUGGACGAGAAUUACGAGGAUCUCCGACUUUUUGUUGAACUGGGUUCGAUGUGGCAGCAACCGCGCAAGUUGAACGGGAUGACAUCUUCGUUCUUGUUUGAAUUGGAGGCAGCAGGAUACCAUGGCCUACCCCCUGUGGCGAAAUCUGAACCUGGAUACAAGCUGCCCGAGAAGAAGAUUGUCCAGGCGAAUAUGGAGCGGGCUAAGGCGAACGAUGUUGGGAGCAAGUGGAGAGCGUAUGUAAACCGACUGGUUCGUCGACGCGUGCUUGUGAUGGAGAGUGGAUUGUAUAUGAUGGAUCACGAUCUGGAGGAUCGAUGCCGUGAGGCUGCACCCGAGUUACCAAGGGAGAUUGUUGAUCCUGCGGAAAAUAAGCGACAGAAGGCAUUGCGCAGGACAGCGAUCACGGAGGGGCGUUUGUCGACGGUCAAGGAUCUGACGAAUGCGGAGGAUUGGGGACAUGGAGCUCAGAAGCGUGUUCGUCUAGUUCCUGACGAAGGUGAUGAUGAUGUCGCCGAGGUUGAGAACGACAACGAGCAAGAGGAUGAGGAAAUGGUUGCUGCUGCUAUAUAG